Molecule: messenger RNA, 6139 nt
Organism: Mya arenaria
Lineage: Eukaryota; Metazoa; Mollusca; Bivalvia; Myida; Myidae
Exons: 7
Coding region: 85-2373 (762 amino acids)
Molecular function (GO): protein binding; zinc ion binding; GTP binding
Source: RefSeq, a predicted model, not a curated record
GUUUUAUCUCAGUCUGGGCGGAUGAUAUAAGCGGAAAAAAACUUCAGGUUAGAUGUAUUUAAAAUAACUCAUCAUUAACAGAACAUGGCAUCCAAUAUUGAUUUUGGAAAUAGCCCAGCAUUGCAAAAUUGUGAUACUUGUAAAAAGGAAGAGAUAUCAACUGCUGCCAUUUCGUUUUGUAAAACUUGCUCCGCAUUCCUGUGCGACGAUUGCAAAGAUAAACACGGUGGAUGGUUUCAGAAGCACACAUAUCUCUCAGUAAUUGAAGGUAUCCAGCAGAUUUCGACGAAAGAAGACAAACUCAAGUUAGAGGAGAGAGCAAGGAUUGAACACGGUUUUGUACCGAGUCGAGACCCGAGGAAGCCAAGUAAACCACAGAAUAAUGAAGUAACGGCAGAAUCAGUUCUGCUUUCAUGGGAUGCACCAUCCGAGAAAAGAAAAGGUGAUGUGUUUGAAGUCCGCUUUACCGAAAUAAGCAAAGAAAGCAAAACAAAAAGAUGGAUAACUGUGCAAAAUAAGUUUACUACAGAGUAUGGCAAAAUUAAUGGUUUGAAGAGUAAUACAUCAUUCCAGUUUGUUGUGCGAGUUGUUGAUGAAGAAGGUGAUGAAGGGCCAAAGAGCGAACCAAGCGAUAUAAUUAAAACAUGUGAAUCCCUUGGAACAAAGCUUAUCAAAACAUCGAAAGUGUUAGAAAAAAUCCCGGCCUAUCCCACUUCAUAUCGCAUUUUUAUGAGUGAAGUAAAUGGAGCAAGGACAGAACGAACAAAAACAAGGAGGUUUGAAAUCGGAACAAGAUAUAAAGUGAACAGGGAAGAAAAAACUAUACUUGUUAUAGGAGAAACUGGGAGCGGAAAAAGCACUAUGGUAGACGGAAUGACGAAUUAUAUCCUGGGUGUAAAUUUUAACGACCCGUUUCGCUUUCGAGUUGUCACAUUAGAAGCGGAGGAAAACGAACGACGCGGCAAUCAGGCACUUUCACAAACGGAAUGGAUUACAUGCUACACCAUCUUUCCAGAGGUUGGCACUCGUUUAAAUUACACACUGAACAUCAUUGAUACACCUGGCUUUGGAGAUACAAGAGGACUUGAGCAAGAUGAAAAGAUAGUCGACCAGAUCCGAGAGUUAUUUACCAACAAAGAACCGAAAGGGGUGCAGACUAUCGAUGCCGUUUGCUUCAUUGUAAAAGCAUCAGAUGCGAGACUGACGCCAAUUCAGAGCUACAUAUUUCAGUCAAUCAUGUCCCUGUUUGGGAAAAAUAUUGGACAAAACAUAUGUACGCUGAUAACAUUUGCCGACGGCGCUGAGCCGAUGGUAUGCGAUUCACUAAAAGAAUCUGGAUUACCCUUCGGAAAGCAUUUCACCUUCAACAACUCUGCCCUGUUUGCUCCAAAUGGAAAACCGGAUACGUAUGACAUGUCAUCAUUUUUCUGGAAUAUGAGCAUGAUGGGUUUCGAAAGGUUUUUCAAGGAAAUGAAAUCAUUCAAAACGCAAAGCCUUCAGCUGACUGGAGAUGUCUUAAUUGAACGAAACAGGCUGCAAAUGGUACUUAAAAACUUGGAACCAAAGAUAGAUGCUGGCUUGGCUAAAGUCAGUCAGAUAAAUUGUGAAAAGAUGGCAUUCGAAAAAGCAGCGAACGACAUGGAGAUCAACAAAAUAUACACAGUCACGAGGGAUGUUUCAGAACAAAUAAAAGAAGAUCCUGAAAAAGGGUUUAUAACAUUUUGUACACCGUGCCAGUAUAUGUGCCAUGAACCGUGUGUUUUUGAGGCUGAUGAGGACAAAAAGCAUUGUGCAGCCAUGGGGAGUUCGGGAUAUUGCACAGUUUGUCCCAAAGGUUGUUUUUGGAGAUCCCAUAAAAACUUUGUACAGUCGGUUUUCAAAACCAUCACAAAAUCAGUAACGGAAACGCUUGAAGAUAUAAAGGCCAAAUAUGAACAAGCUGCGGGAGCAAAGCUCACCCAACAACAGAUCAUUGAACAAAUGGACCGUGAGUUAAAAAAACUUGCUGCAGCAAUAGAUGACAUGAUAAGAGAAUGUCAAAAAUGCAACAUGAAAUUAUCCGAGAUUGCACUUCGUCCCAAUCCUCUCACUAUGACGGACCACAUAGAGUUGAUGAUAGAAGCGGAGAAAAAGGUUGCAAAGCCUGGAUGGGAGAAUAGAAUAAAAGUUUUGGAAGGAUUCAUGAAAAGGGCUGAACUUCAGAAAAAAGUUGUACAUGAGACAUGCCGUUAUGCAGAACGGUACACGACUAAAGAGAUCGGGACAAGACGAGGGUCAACUUCAAAUAUGCUGUUUUUAACGAUCUGGAAAGGAGAAAACGUGUAUUUCCAUUCACCUUUUCGACACAAGAAUAGUGGAAAUCUUCGCCUUUAAAAUUGGUCUUCACAUCCCAGAAAUUGCCGUAUUAUCAGAGAACGAAGCUAAUUGUGUAUGAAUCCUUUGUGUAAAACGUUUCAUCUACAAGUAUAAAUAUAUUUUGUUUGAUUGUUAGAGGUGUUUUUUCAGUUUGUCUGCACAAGCAUAAAUGUAAUUGCUGUACUCGGACUUGUGUUUACAAACGCUUUAUUUGUAUACAAUUUGAGCAUUAACGUGCAUGUAUUGAAUAGAUAUCACACUCGUAGACAUAAUGGUCAGGAAAUGGCUACAGAGUCUUGCAUAGUGUUAUCAUUGCAUAAGGCAUGCUGUUAAUUUAUAGUCUGUAAAAUGUAAAUAAGGGAAACGCAAUCAUUAACGAUUCAAUCAGUCUUAUCAAAAUAGUGAUAAUUAAAUUUCAAGUCUGUCAGAUUGUUAUCAAGUAAAAUGUUGAUACAGUCGAACCCCGUUGGCUCGAACUCCUGCGGACCGGCGAAAAUACCUCGAGCCUCGGAAAAUUCGAGCCAAGCGGUUAUGCUUUCCUUCAGUAUAAUUAAAUCGAUCCUUAACAUAAGUUUGGGUCAUCAAGGAAUUCGAGCCAAGCGAGUUCAAGCCAACGGGGUUUGACUGUACAUUAUUUAAUUUUUUUCAAUGAAUUCAUGUCUAUCUUUCGAUGUAAAUAUUGUUUUACUAAAAAAGGUUUACGUAUUGUUUUUAUGUAUUAGUGUCAUGUUUGUUAUAAAAAACUAUAUUCUAUGUGUUUUUAUUAACCGGUUGAAUUUACUUACCCAUGUUUUAAUCUGUAUAAGUAAUAGUUGUUUUGAUAACAUAUGUUUUAUAUCUUUCUUUGUGCCUUUCAUUUUGAAAAUGAGGAAUAUUAUAGAGGUGUCGGUUAAGCAAGCCUUUGGUGCGUCUGUCGACCAUAACAGGACAUUUUCAAAAGAAUCCCAAAUAGGCAAAUAGCGACAAUGAUGUGUCCAGCGUGAAAAAAGCAGAUUACAUAUGCACGGUGGCACUGUCAACUUGGCAAUAGACAUCGGAACCUACCCUUAUCACGAGAAAAUACGGUGGAGGUUUAGCUGUGUCCAGGCGAGCCGAUUUGUAACCAAAGUCUUUUUCUUACUUUGGCAUCAUAACUGUAGCACCAUUAAUGAAUGUGCGUUCAUCCGAGUCGGAUGUUUUUAUACAAAAUACUGUUUGAUUUAGCUAGCUAUUGUAUUACAGGCUGUAAUGAUGAGUGUACUAUGUUCGAGAAUUUCUUUAUCAUUGUAUUUAUUAAGUGUAUUCCAUAAUUUGUUUUCAUAAUAAGUAAUGCUUCGUGUGCUCUUUUUGUCAGAAUGAUAACUCCAUGUGAAAAAACGUAGAUCGAUAAGUUCACUCAAAAUGAAGUAAUAUAAGUUAAACUUUAAAUUCCCAUACGCAGGCACCAAAAAUACUUUUGUUUUCAUUUCAUAAUUGAUAUUUAAAAACAAAUUUAAAACCUAGAUAUUACAGAGUCCUGGUAAAAAGAGGGGAGGGGAGGUGUUAGCUCAUGUAUAAAAGUUGAAAUUAAAGCUUUUGUAAAUAUUAAGUUACGUCUGCUAUUCUUUUUAUAACUCUAGGAAACUGAUAAUUCAUAUUUUAUAUAAUCACAGUUUUGUUGUUUUGUACAUACUUAUUGUUCGCUUAAUUUUAUCUUAAAUAUAACAUUCGAAACGGGACGCUCUCUUAUCGUUGUAGUUAUACGCGUAUAUAAACAGAGUGUAAUUGAACUAUCAAAUGUUUCACGUCCGAUUCGGACAUUUAUGCUUUUGUUUUCAUCUUAAAUGCGCAUAGCCUAUAUUUGCUAAAGGAAUCUGACCCGGAAAUAAGCUUGUUCUCUGCUCCAUAACCUUAAGUAGCUGAACACGCGGUGUUUUUGGGUUUUGGUAUCAUUUUAAAGGAUAGCAAUUACCGAUUAUUUAUAUUCGACGUAAAUUGCCAAAACGUCAUUAUUCAUUUAAUUAUUGUAGUUUGUAUAUUUGUUCCUCGGGCGUGCGGUGACAUAAUUUGCUAUUUUCCAAGGCCAAAAAAUGUUGUUGUUUUUUAAUAUUGAUGUCUGUCUAUAUUUUACACUUUCUUAUUAAUGAUUAUAAACCCUUUGAAAUGAUGCCAAAAUAAUAUGGGGUCAUACACAUUUCAUUUAUUAGUUAACAUACUACAAUAUGUAAUCUGGACUUCUUUAAUAUUUGAGAUAAACUUUGCUUUAUUUAUAUUGGUAGGAAAAUAGACUUUUUUAAUGUUUCUAGGGAUUUAUUAGUUAACUUACUACGAUAUUUAAUCUGGACUUCUUUAAUAUUUGAGAUAAACUUUGCUUUAUUUAUAUUGGUAAGAGAAUAAACGUCUUAAAUGUUUCUAAUGAUCAUAUCAAUCUACUUCUAUCAUGUCCUCAUAAAGAUCUUAAACAUUUGAGAAAUUAUUAAACUUAUUAAAAGAACCUCAGUGUGCCCAUUUAUGAAGAAAUAUUAUUCAGAAUUAAGUAGAUUAGCAGAUAUUGUGUUAUGUUGUUAUGCUUAGUGACUCAUUUUAACUGUUAUAGUUACUAGUGUCUAACCGUUUUGAAUUAUCUCUCUUUUAAAAUAACAUUAGGUCGGACAAAAGACUGUGGUGGUUGAAUGGUGUCUUUCAAAUUUGGCAAUUGCUUGACUCAUGAAUAUCAAUAAAAUAACGGAUAUUACUUAUUACCUAUAUUUGUAAACACAUUAAAUCGGGAUAAUUCAUUUCGUGAAUUGCAUUUUGGACCACGGCAAAUUGAACCUAAUUAAACAUCAAAGAUACAAAAUAGAAAAUUUGAAAAUUAUUGAAUGCAUUAUAUAGUUUUAACGUUUAGCAUUGGGCAAAUAAUGGCCUCUUCAAAUGAGACAAGAGUGGCGCCAGGAAAGAAAAUAAAUCAAAUGAAAUAAUGGAUAAAGAUAUUCAUUUCUCGUCGUCAUAUAAUACCCUAUUGAAAUGAAAUGAAACGACAGAAAAUGUUUCGGUAAUCAACACUAAUCUACACUCAUAUUUUUUCAAAACUCGUUGAAUUGUUUUAUUGUUUUAAUGAUGGAAACCAUAUAUAGUGUAUUGUAAUAUGUAAAUAUGUUUGUUUUUUGAAUUUCUACUAUAUAAUGAUGAAAGGGUCUGCUUUGGUUUUGCGGUUUCUGCUUAAAGCUUGAAUCUUAAUUAAUUAAUAAUCAUUAAAAGUCCGUAUUCUUUUUCAUGAGAGGUUAUAUUUCCAUUUCCAUAGGUUUAUUCGAUAUUUAGUGUGUUUCAUGAUAACAUAUCAGGAAAGAAUUGUAAAACCAAACUCCUUAGUUCUACGUAUAUGAUAUUGGUUGAACGAUAAAAUAUAAAUAUAUUACAGUUAGUAGAUGCAAUUAUUUGUUGACCAAUUAACAUUGGGUUUUAUUCAAAUAUCUGUGUCCCAGCAAGCUACUGGGCCAAUGCCAUCAGAAGGAAACUUAAGCAGAUUUUGUUUUAAUUCGGCUGACUUUGUAAUCCUCGAUGCUCUGCUAGGAGAAUUAUGGAUUGUUAGUAACAAGGGACAUUUCGUCCAAUGUUCGAACUUUCCAAACCUUUAAACUUGUAAAGUUUAUAUCUAAUACAAAAACAAAUCUUUAAAACAAACUUUGUCAAAUCGUUCUACUUAAUAUGAAUAAUACCCAACAUUCUUUGAUCCACAAAAAAUUGCAUACACUAAAUCUAAAAAUGGUAAAUCAGAAUUUAUUUAAGGAAAAAUAUUCGUAGCAUACGAGAAAUCUUGUUUCUGUAGUAUCAUAAUAAAGAUCGG